AGGCUGAUUUGCCUACAAGACAAUUCAGAAGUAGACGACCACCUGUUUGGUUAAAGGAUUAUGAGACAGAUUAUUAGUAUUGAGUACAGUUAUAGUAUCUUGUAUAUAAUGUUUGUUCAUUUAUUUCAGAUCCAAUCAUGGUGAAGACAAAGUUGACAAAGCGUAUCGAUUCAAGAAAAUGUCCCAUGUGUUCUGUACUCUGUCAUGGAGACGUAGACUUCACCAAUCAUGUAGUGGAGUGUGCACAGCAGGAGCAUGCCUGCACCUUUUGUGAAUUUGCUUCACAGAAGGAAUGCAACGUCAAACGCCACAUGAAAAGAGCUCAUAAGGGAUUACUAGAAGAUUCAAUACCCUUGGGAGGGGUGGCUGAUAAAAUUGGUCAAAAAAGAGAAGAGGACAAUUUGAAUAGAGAUGAUGUAGAUAACACAGAUGACCAUGUUUCUGAUUCAGGUGAUGAGGAUUGGAUAAGUCAGGAUCCAGGUGAAUUACUGGAAGAGAGUCAUGAGAUGCCAUCUACAGUAGUAGAAAAUCCUCUUAAGAAAGGUGGUGAAGUUUUGGAUGCGCCAAGAGAAAGUGACUUACUUGCAGGUCGGGUUUUCAGAAAGAAAACAAAGCCAUCUCUGCCAGGAAAACGUGUCCACCCUCAAGAUGACCAUUCCCUUGUGACUUCACAAGCAGUGGAUGAAACGGCAAAGAUGUCCACAAUGACUCAGACAUCAGGUUGUUUCCUCGAUGAUAAACUUAAGGCAGAUGUUGGUACACAGACGGAUUUUGCGACAGAAAUAUCGAAGAAAACAAUUUGGAAAUUCAGACAGGGUGAUAUCGACAUAGAGGAAAUUACAGAGGAAAAAUUAAUUUUGUAUUGACUUAAUCAUAGCUGAAAUGUAUUUGUUUGAAAUAGUUAACACAGAUAGUGUUCAAUUUGUAAAAAAAAAAUUAAAUAAAAAAAAGUAAAAUUGUUGUUAUCAUU
Saccostrea cuccullata (small rock oyster) is the source of this 970-nucleotide messenger RNA. RefSeq lists its product as uncharacterized. Lineage: Eukaryota; Metazoa; Mollusca; Bivalvia; Ostreida; Ostreidae. The record is from RefSeq and is a predicted model, not a curated record. The transcript has a single exon. The coding region runs from base 138 to 866 and encodes 242 amino acids.